AUGAUGCAAGUGCUGGCGAUUGGAGUGUUCGUGGUCGCCCUCUCCGGUCGUGCUCUCCAGGUGGGAUACACUCAGGGUUAUCAUGGACAGCGGCAGAGGAUCGCAAAAGCGAUGGCAGAGGAAAACUCUGCAGCUGGGGACAUGUCUUCUUCGAGCCUCCUGGUGACUUACCUGCUGACUGAAGUUGUGUGGGGGCUGAUGAGCCCACAGCAGGCACAGCACAUCAGCAAUUUGGUCAUGCUGGAUAUGAGAGCUGGCCCAGCAGCUGUUAACGAAAUUUCGACAAUGGCUGCUUGCGGCUGCAAUGGGAAAUAUCCGAACAAGUGCUAUGCCGACAUAAUGAAGAACUGUGUGCCUGCCGAGGUGAAAGUGCCCUCACCUUUCCUGUUUCCCUUACCGAUGAAAGAUCCUGUUGGGGAGAUCGUGCAGGCCUGCCUUCUGCCGCAUGAAUUAUUCGCCUCAGUUUGGAGCUCCUACAAGGCGACAUGGCAUCAUUCGAUUUUGGGAUCUGAAGGGCGACUUCAAGAAUUCUGGAAUACAAUGGAGCAGGGCCGUCAUCCAGCUGUGACCCCGGAGCUUUUGAACAGCAAGCCCGGAAAGACCGAGGAGACACUGUUUUUUAUAUUCGCCUUGUUCGACAAAUUGCGAGUCUUGGGUUCGGAUGCCAAUGCAAGUGGCCCACUCAUGACUUCCAAGGCAACCGGCUUCCUGGCUAUUUACGAAUGCGGCUACUCUGCAAUGCUCUUCAGUUUCGUCGGUGACCUUGAUUAUUAUUUUACUGUAUUGGGUCUUCCCAACAGCCGGGCCGUGAACGGCCCCUGCACACUUUGUGCAGCCCAGAAAUUUGGACCCCGCUCUUGGAUGGAUUUCUCCCCUGGUGCCGAAUGGAGGCAAUCCUGCUUCACAGCCGAAGGAUGGUUCGAAUCUUCGCAGCGGACAUCAUGUCCGCUGUUUUCCUUACCACAUGUCAGUGGACUCAAUCUUGCAUAUGACUGGAUGCACUGUAAGUAUUUGGGGGUAGACCAGUACAUGUAUGCCGCCCUGAUGGUCCUUUUGACACAUUAUGUUAUGCUCGGGGCCACACCUCUUGAGAACCUACGAGCUUUGUGGCGAGACUUGAAGACGGAGUACGAACGGCAGCAAACACCGAUUCGUUUUAGAUACUUGACAUCCCUGCGGAUGUUCGUACGAUUGCGAGGAUCUCCAAAAUUACGAGGCAAGGCUGCCGAAAUAAAAUACUUGGCAGGUCCAUUUGCAGCAGUAUGGGACAUGCACAAGACUGCAGGGGUGGUCCUGCACGACCAGAUAAGCAUCAUGCUGCGACUGAAUGCCCGUAUCGAGGAGAUUCUGCUUGCUCACCGUGGCGACAUUUCUUUUGGUAGUGAUGCUGGUGUUUUCAAAGAGGCCCUGGACGGGAUGCUGCUGCUGCAGUAUAACAUCUCCCAAGAGCUUGCUGCUUCCGACCCCGCCAUCAUCAUGAGCAUAACUGAGAAGGCACAUUUUCUACAACACAGCUCCAUGCUUUCUCAUUGUUUGUCGCCGAGGUUGGUUUGGGCCUUUGCUGGCGAGGACCAGCAGAGAAGAGUUCAGGCUCUGGGCAAGGCCAGUGUGAGGAGACUUGGACCCACUGGUGCAUGCUUCAAGAUCGCGGGUACAGUUGUGGUCUACAUCUACUUCAAGAAGGAGACGGCGAAAGGCGUAGAAGAGGUUCACAGCUUCCCGUGUAAACAGGGCCCGUCUAGGCCAUCGGACAUCAGCAAAAUCUGCAUUGGCUCAGUCACAGUGCUGCCAGAGCACUUGGCACGAUAUCCGGUUGUCGAAACCCCGGUGGAUCAGAUUGGGUUGUUUGCCCUGGAGCCCGGCCAUUCGCGGAGCAUCUUGCGCUUCUCUGUGUUUGAUCGGCUACGCCAUCAUCAACAGCGCACCGCGGCCAACGAUUGGUCGCUGCAAGAUCUGGCUACCGAGGCUGUGCGCACCGCAGGCGAAAGGAUCAGGUCUGUACGCGUCCUGACCAGCUUCUUGCCUGACUUAGCCGUGCCUCAGCUUGUGCUCACGCCAGCUGCCGCUGCGUUUGGCCAUCUUUGUGUCCCAAUUGACAUGAGGCCCCAUGGUGGCCGGCCCUGUACCCUUUUGAUGCGACCUGGGCUCACGGCGCAAGAGGUUAUUGAGCUAGCUUGUCAUGAGUGUCCGGCUGGCCCCGCUUUCGCACUCGCGUGCGCGCCCAGGGACUGCCUUAUCCUUGAUGCUCAGGGCCAAAUCUGGGACGUGCUGCCGGCCGAUCUCUCCCAGCUCCAGUGGCUCCGUAUACAGCCCACUGGCGGACCGGAUGCAGCGCAGGCCGAAUCCACGACCAGCACCACCACCACGUCUGAUGUGCAGGAGCCCCCUACUCUGUCUGAGCUCGAACAGAUUCUGCUGCGUGCUGACUCUGCCUCCAGAUCAGCUCUACCGAGCGAGCUCCACGGCGUCGAGCUGUUGCCAAGAGGUGUGCUGCAUGAGGCAGCGUACCACGUGCCGCUGGCACGCCUGCGUAUGCUGCCGGACCUGCGCCCGGCACUCAAUGCGGGGAGUGUCUCCAGGUCGGUGACGUUCACGGUCUUUGUCGCUACGCAUGCUCCGUUGUCAGUGCAGGGCAGCGUCGACUGGACGAUGAUUGACUUCAUGCGGGUGAGCGCGCAAUUUGCCGAGACGACCUUGCACCGACUGCAAAUGCUGACAGUGGCCAUGCCAGGACUGCCAACGCCCCAGGUCGCGCUCACUGAGGGAAGUGAAAUUGGGGACUCAACUGUUAUUCCGAUUGACCUGCGCGGACUGGGAUACGGUGUGCUUCCUCUUUUGCUCCCGCCCGAUUUUGACCGAACCUCAGUGCUCGAGGCCAUUGCCUUGGCUGCUCCGCAGCUGCGAGCUGCCAUUGAAGAUCCCCUCAGCAGUCACCGACUACAGCUGUGUGAUGCCCAAGGACAGGUUUGGGGCCACCUUCCUACAAGCUUGACCUCGAUCCAGUGGCUCACCUUGUCACAUGCCCCUGUCCCUGCGGGGCAUUUGGAUCCUCUUUCGCUGGCAGAUGCUGCAGGGGAGGUUGCUGGCGAUGAGGCCGGCCUUUUGCAGCUGCCGGCCGACAACGUUGUGCAAGUCCCUCAUCCGACUGGUGAUGCUGAUGUUGGGCUGCCUCCCUCGCUCCUCGGCAAACUUGCAGCACACAGCACAGGCCUGCCUUGCUCAAGCCACGUUCGGAUCGUGCCUGACUAUCUGAACAAACCAGCUGCGCUCCAGAGAGAGCUUGUGCAACUUUCGUGGGGAGGCCGGGAAGGGGAGGAGACGACCCACUUCACAGUCUUCGAUACAUUGCAUCAAGUCCGUGUUCUCCCACGUGACCCCAAGGACUCGCUGCAAAUGUGCGUGGGCAAGGCACUUCAGGCGACGCCCGUUGCCAUCAGUCGCAUCAGAGUUCUCACCGCGCCUGUCCCUGGCUUCCCGUUGCCUCAGCUUGUAUUGCAUCAGGCGGCGCAUGCUGAACCUCUGGACACUCUGGUCUGGGAUCUACGCCCCAUUCAGCAGCCUGUGCGCACUGAGGCGCUGUCUAAGGGCCAGGACCUAGUGACAGCCUUCCAGCAGGUGGUGCAGCCACUGCCUCAGGCACCUGCUUUACUUGAGGGGUGGCGUAACGGGCAUGUGGUUUUAGUUGACGCGCUGGGGUUGUUGGAAGACGUGCUCCCACUCGAUUUUGAAGAGACGCAGCAUGUGCGGGCUGAAGUCGCCCUCUUUCAGGGAUUGGCCCAAGCCGCCUUUGCUUCAGACACCUGGCAGCCUCCGCCGGGCAGUGUCACUUCUACUUCCACCACCACGGCCAUGCUUGUCAACUACCCCCACUACCCAUCGCGACCUCCAAGACAUUCUGUAGCGGAAAUCCACUCCCUAGAAGUGAAGAUUGUUCGCGGCAGGCACUGUGAACAGGCAGUUAUUCAACUGCCCUGCCUCCAGAUCGAUGGCGCCAUUAGCUGGCUGUUGCGCAGGGUCGAGACUGCUACCGGCCCAUUGCAGCCCACGGCUAGACUCAUGCUCGCUAAGGCACAGCCCAGCUCCACCACGCCUGCUCACGAGACUGUGUUCGUGGUGCUAGAAGACACCAGCAGCGUCUGGUCUGUUUUCGACACCAGACACUUGGCCAGUGCAGGCUCGCUAGUUGUUGUGCGUAGUGUUCAGGGCCUAUCUUGCCACGCGGCUAUGGAGCCGGCGUGCUACCAGCAGGGGUGGACUCUUUUUGUCAAUGGCGCGCCCAUCCACCUUUGCCAGCGUGGUAUCGAUGAUGGUGAUUUUGUCCAGAUUACGUUGCAAGGGGGCUUCCCACUCUCUGUUCCAACAUCUGUGAUUCUGGAAGCCUGUCCCCUGCUCGAAGCCUACACGUGGGGGCUACCUACCCCCAUUGUCCGCAAUGCUCGGCAGCGUAGGGCCAGUCUGGGUUUUUAUAGGCACGCCGAAGGACGCUGCAUGGUUCUGGGGCCUUGUCAUGCGCCUGCCGCUUUUAGAACGCGUCACCAGUACAUCCCGGACCAUACUGAGAUGCGAGAAGCGGUCAACGAACUCCAUGACUUCCCGGGUAGGUUGUGCUCUAUCUCUUAUGCAGAGGCACAGUUCAGGCAUGAAAGGUGCACUUCAGUGUUUGCUUCUUCAGCCCGACAUUCUGCCCUUGCCACUUUGUUGCUUCCUGCAUACGGCUGGCCUGGACAUUAUGUUAUUUUGCUGGCCCCUCAGAAUGCACCGGGGCUUGGAGCAUUGCCGAUCGGCCACAACUUCCGUGUUAUCGCCGAAAGACGUUGGAGUCCUGGACGUGUGCUGCGGUUGUGCCUGGAUGAGCCCCCACCUCCGCCUCCUGUGGCACCCCCUGUUGCACCUCAAGCUGCCCAGCCUGCUGCUGCCCAACAGCCUCCACAACAGCCGGCAAUCCGCCCCGACCCUGAGGUUGACGAUGAAGACAUGGCGCCUAGAGCUGAGACCGAAGCGACGUCCAGCAUGAGUCUCCUCCAGACCACUGUGCGUCGCAGCCAGCGUUGCCCUAGCCCUGACCUACAUAGAGGUGGCUCUGCACUGGCCGCUUCUGCACGAGAGCCACCAUGUGGUACCAACCGACGGCAAGGUCUGCCGACGCCGUUUGGCCGCCGGAACAUACCGCGCAGGGAACCUACUAAGGUACAGGACGCACCUGGCCAUUUGUCCGCCAAAUGCGAUGAUAGGGUAGCGCGUGACGGCAGCGCACUUGUGCUGGACACAGCAAUCCCUGCUCCUGCCCGUGAAGCCAGCCUCCUGUUUGCUGUACCCGCGGAUGUCAUGGAACCUACGCUCGAUUCCUUUGACCUUGCGCAUUGUCAGCGUAGGUUGCCAGCCUCAGAGCUCCUGCACCCAGCUGCGCGUCAACUUGUUUAUGGGCUCCCGGUCUGGUCGAGAAGCACACCCGAAGCAAUUAUGUUGUUUCUGGAUGGGGCGUUUGAGGGAGGACAUUGUACGUGGGCAGUGGCUGCUGUCGUUCAAGUUCAGGGUACUUGGUUCUGGGCGGGCUACUUCUGCGGCUUUGUUGCGGAUUGCUUGAGCCCAGGAUCUGCCUUUGAAGGCGAACUAUAUGCACAGUUUGUAGCGCGCGGUGUUGUGGCACGACACUCUGUGCCAAGUGCUAUCUUUUACGACAACACUUCUGCAGCCAGUGUCGCAGCCGCUACUGCCGCCACAACUGCGCGCACGCGCCUCGGCAGCGCUACGGCGGCGUUGCAAUUCCUGUCCCUCUACCGCAAUGUUCCAGUUGCUUGCCAGCAUGUCAAAUCCCAUCAAGGACACGCUGGCAACGAAGCUGCCGAUAGCUUGGCUAAGGCAUUGCUAAGAGCACAACUAGAGCCCUGUGCCCCUGCUGAUGAGAAUCUUGAUGCCUGCAUCCUUGCCGGUGACUUUGACUGGCUAUGGAUCCAUGCAGCCAGUACUGCCAGCAGUUGUUGGCCACAGAUUGAUCCGGAUGGGGCCAGUAAGCCUAUUUGCCCUGCCGCACAAGGCCCGGCGUUGCUCACUCCGGCAACCUGGCAGUUUGAGACGCCUGCUGCAGCCCCUCCAACCAAACCUCGCAAACUCCUCUUCCGAUGCAUGACGUACAAUACUUUGUCAUGCACCAGCGCGCUUCAGCGCCGCUGCCUUGCUGAAUUCAUGCGAGCAAAGAAGGUCAGCGUCGUUGGCCUGCAGGAAUGCAGACAGAACUUGCAAGGACCCCAAGUUGUCGAUGGCAUGUUGAGGAUUGCAUCACCUGCACCUGAGGGCAGACAGGGUUGCCAGCUGUGGUUUGAUUUACGGGCCUUGCCUUACCGCCCACAAGACUUCCGUGUGCUCUUCAGCAAUCCACGGAUGUUGGUUGUGCUGUUGCACCAAGAUGGUUUCAAGGCUACUUUUGUUGCAGGGCAUGCCCCGGACUCGGCACAAGACGCGCAGACCCGCGCAUCCUGGUGGGAACUACUCGAUGCUCGCCUUGAUGCGAUUCCGGCUCAUUCUGAAGUCGUUUUGCUGGUUGAUGCCAAUGCGCGGCACACACCCGGUGAGUCACCUGACAAUCCCAAUGCCACAGAGUUUCAGCAGAUUUGUAGCAAGCAUUGCCUGUGCCGGACUGCGUCUCACGACCGUUCAGGGGGGACCUACCGUACAUGGCGUUCGCCGCAAGGAGUCUGGGCAUGUCUGGAUUACAUUGCUAUCCCUCAAGCGUGGCAGCAUACCUUCGAUGAAAUGGGGGUCCAUGACAUCUUGGAUACCCACGCAGGUAUAGACCACCAGCCAGUGCUCGCAGAGUUUACGGUUCAACUUCACAGCCCACGGCCCAUCAGACGCCGUCUCGAUGUUGAUCGCCUGAAGGGCCCUGAGGGUCGCGACAUUGUGCAGCAUUGUUUCCUUACGAUGCCGGAUUGCCCCUGGCACCUUUCCCCUGAUGAGCACCUGCAGGUCAUCAACCGGCACAUCCAGGCAUGCCUUCAACAGCAUUUCACACGCUCUGGGCCGGUUGGGCGCAAGCCUGGCAUAUCCAACCAGACCCUGGAACUGCUCGCAACGAAACGCGGGCUACGCCGUAUCCAUCACAGGCGGUCCCGGCAGCAAUGCAAGGAUGUGCUGUACACCUGUUUCCGAGCCUGGCGAAACCAGCACCUCAGCGGUACCAGCCCCACCUCCACAUGGGGAUAUGCGCCGCAGGCCUGGGACCGCCUUUGUGCACGCCACAUUGCAGACAUGCAAAGAGUGUCCAAGGAGAUCCGAGCUUCCUCCAGUCGGGAUGAAGCGGCCUUUUCCCGAGCCAUGUUCCAAGAGGCACGAGGCAAAGGGCCUGCCCACCUCGCGAGUCUCUUACGCUCCGUUUUGAAGGUCGGCAGGCGCUAUAAGGCUCCGAGGACUGCUAGUGCCAUCGUCGACCAGGGCCAUGAGGUGACAGACCCUGAGCAGAUCAAGCAGCUCUUCGGCCAACACUUUGGGGAGAUUGAGGGAGCUAAGCCAGGUAGGCUGAGUGACAUGAUUCAAGAACCCUGCGAAAAUCUACUAUGUGACAAGAGAGAUAUCCAGGGCCUUCCUACGUUGCCGGCCUUGUCCGCCGCGUUUGCAUCUCUGCAGCCCAGGCGGGCCACAGGAAUUACCGGUAUUCCGGCUGAGUUCUAUGCUGCCUGUCCGGCUUUUGCUGCUAUGCACCACUUGCCGUUGGUGUUGAAGGUGGCAGCACGUCAGCAAGCCCCGACGCUAUGGAGAGGUUUGCUCGCUGUCCCCUUGCCAAAACCGGGGAAACCUGGACACCUUCUUACAGGGUACAGAUCCAUAGCUCUGAUGGAACCCUCCAUCAAAGCAGUUGCUAAGGCUGCCCGUCCCGAGCUCAUUCGCGCCUUUGAAGGUGUCACGCUCAGCACAGUUGGGGGUGCCCGAAGCCGGGUACCGACUGACCUACCCGCGGCAGCCGUGCAGCUACAUCUUGAGCGACUGAGGCGAGAUUCCCUUUCGGGAUCCGUCGUCUUUGUUGACGGCGUAACUGCUUUCUACUCCACGACGAGAGAAAUCCUCUUUGAGCAAGGUCUGCCCGCCUACAGAAAGCGUGUGUCUGAGAUGCAAGUUGAGCCUGGGGUGCGACAUAGGUUUCUCCAGCACCUUGACUGCAAGGGCGCCCUUUCUGGCGCUGGGGUGCCGAGUGCUUUGUGUGAUGUUUUGCGGUGUUUGCUACACAAGACGUGGUUCACCACGGAUACAGGCAGUGAGGCCAUUCAGUGUACCACCCAGGGCACGACACCGGGAGCACCACUUGCAGACCUGCUCUUCCAAUACGCUCUUCACAGCGUUCUGACUGCCCUCACGGAACAUCUCGCUGACGAACAGCUCUCUGCCCAGUUGACUGUCGCUGGACACGAUCCUGCUUUGUCAGAUCCUGUGUCGUGGCUGGAUGACGUUGCUGUUCUGCUGCAAUCCCAAACUGCCAGACAUGCAGCGGGUGAUGCUGCCCGUGCUACGGCCCUCAUCCACCAAUACCUCAGUCUCAUUGGCAUCGGCCUCAACCUCACUCGAGGCAAGACUGAGGCCAUUGUUGCUUGGCAUGGCGUUGGUGCGCACGAAGCACAAACUCAGGUCAUGCAGAGGGAGGCAGGCAGCGUAACCUUACAUAUACCGGGACACACUGGCUUGGUUUUACGAUGUGUCUCGCAGUACGAGCAUUUGGGCAGCUUGCGUACUGCUGGUGGCGACAUCGGCCCUGCAGUCGAGCACAGACACCGAGAGGCGCGUAGCGUCUACCGAGCCGUUAAGACCAGGCUACUCCCUAAUCCCAAUCUGACGAUGCACGAGCGGCAAGCGAUUGUUCAUGCACUCAUCAUGAGCCGCUUCCUACACGGCGCGGGAACCUGGCUUUUCGGUACCAAUGAAGCUUGGGACGGUUUUGUCGCUCGCUACUGCGGCUUGCUCAAGGGAACCAUCAGGCCGCUUCAUGGGUGUUCUAGCGGCCGUCUCUCCCAAGCUGAAGUGUGCGCGCUGACCACUGCCCUUCUGCCUGAAGAGGUUUUGGCUGUCGCUCGCGUCCGUUUGCUCGCUUGUGUGGCUCACAAUGCAGGUCUUUUCGCAAAAAGGCAGUUUUCACAGCAUGCCACCUGGAUGCUGCAAUUGCGAGCCGACCUUGCCCUUGUCGCUUCACGCAUCAACGAUCCCGUGCUUGCCAGCUACUCAUGCAGCGAUAUGCCACCAGAACUCUGGCUGGAUUCAUGGCCAUUCUCCCAGGCCCAUGCCAAAAACCUGCUGGCCCGUUUCCGGCGAGGUUGUAUUGCGAGCAGGGAGCACUUGGUUGAACCUGCCAUCGCCAAGGCACAUGCGCAUGAGAGAGUCACGAAGGCCGAUCUCACGUUCAUUCGUGACGUUAGGUGCUCUGCCCGUGAGCUCCGCUACCAGUGCCCGGAUUGCCCUGCUCUGUUUGUGACGAGAGCAGCUGCUGCAGCGCAUCGUUCAAAAGUUCAUGGCCACUUGUCAGCGUCCGCGCAGGCAUUUGGCACAGCCUGUGAAGUAUGCCGGCGUCAAUAUUGGAGUACAGCGAGACUCGCUGAGCAUUUCCGAAAGGCUCCACAUUGCGCGGCUGUGUAUCGGGAAUCCGAUAUGGCUGGAACCGUCACGGAGGCCAUCGCUGACCGCCGCGUGCCGUGCGCACAGUUGGUUGGUCCCCAACCUUGGUGGGCUACGAUGGCUCACGAUCCCCUUGCAACGCUUAUUCCAUCUCCCGGCGCAAACGACCCGCUGCCCAGCCUCUUGGCACUCUCGCCAACAAGGCAGCUCCACUCUUUCUUUCAGCUCUUUGCGUGUUCGGUAGAGAUGCAUGGCCAUGACGGAGUCAUGGAAGCGAUCAAAGGGGUUGUACAGGGCACGGAACACUGGCGAUUGGCCGUUUCCGUAGCCGAUGUUUUGGACCGGGCUGACGAGAUGUUCAUCUUUCAGGAGGGCAGUCUCGCAGCCGCAUACCGGAACGGAGCUUUGCUCUUCGGACCGGCUGUGGCCUUACGCAGUGCUGUAGCACGCGAUUGGCCCUUUUUGUGA
This is a messenger RNA of Symbiodinium sp. CCMP2592, 10059 nucleotides long. The record is from the annotation of a GenBank genome assembly. Lineage: Eukaryota; Dinophyceae; Suessiales; Symbiodiniaceae.